This is a messenger RNA of Manacus vitellinus (golden-collared manakin), 694 nucleotides long. Its product is annotated as glutathione S-transferase-like. The coding region runs from base 27 to 413 and encodes 128 amino acids. The transcript is spliced from 3 exons. The record is from RefSeq and is a predicted model, not a curated record. Gene Ontology annotation, molecular function: glutathione transferase activity. Gene Ontology annotation, biological process: xenobiotic metabolic process; glutathione metabolic process. NCBI's taxonomy places the organism in Eukaryota, Metazoa, Chordata, Aves, Passeriformes, Pipridae.
CUGGAUCUAUUCCUUUCAGAAUUGAUAUGUAUGUGGAAGGAAUAUUCGAUCUGAAUGAGUUAUUCAUGAACUAUGAAAUCCAACCAGCAGAUAAGAAGGAGCAACAUUUUGCUAAUAUGAUGGACAAGGCCACAAACAGAUACUUCCCAGCCUUUGAGAAGGUUUUGAAAGACCAUGGACAAGACUUUCUUGUUGGCAACCAGUUAAGCAGGGCAGAUGUGCAGUUACUUGACAUCAUUUUAAUGGCAGAAGAGUUCAAACCUGGUAUCCUUGCCAAAUUUCCUCUCUUGCAGAGUUUUAAAACAAGAAUAUGCAAUAUCCCCACAAUAAAGAAAUUCCUGCAGCCUGGCAGCCAGAGGAAACCACCAACACCAGAGGAAGAUAUACCCAAAGUGAUGGAAAUUUUCCACUGAGUAGCAGUCUAUAGCCAUAGAAACUCUCAUUUCAUUGUGUUUGCUGAUAGUGGCAAAGAGAAAUGAAUGAAAACAGUGAAAAGGUUUUUGAUCUCUCUUUCCUUAGCUACAGCACUGGUUUGAGACUACUGUCAACACUUCCUACGGGAAUCUAUACAAGCAUACCAGAAAGAGUGCACUGAUGGAAGAGUGCACUGAUUAGGGAGUGUACUGGACAACACAAGAUAUCUUAACUGACUAAAGAGAAUACCUGAAAUAAAGUCUUACUAUUGACACUCAAA